GUAAAGGUAAAAAAAAAAAAAGUGCAAAUAAAUGCUUUCUUAAGCUCAAAAUAUUAAAAGUCUUAAUCGAAAUCGCUAGUUGUUUCAAGCUAAUUGCUAUGUGUGUAUUUCCUUAAUUUUUAAUUGUAUUAUAACUUGAUAACAAUAUAAAAAAGCAAAAAUCCAUUUAAAUAAAUAAUACAAUUAUAAUGUGCACAGAGACUUAACAAAGUUAAACAAAAUUAAACCAUAUUGAUAAAUUAUUGGCUUGAGGACUUGUUUUCAUCCUUUUGAAAGCAUACUGGGAACAAAUGUAAGUUUAUAAAUGAGUUAUCUAAUUUGUGUGCUUUUUAUCACAAGAAGACCUUUAUUUAAUUUAAACGUAUUCCCAGUGUGAGGAACUGUAUCGUGUCUCGCCGUUUCACAUCAGACAUACUAGCGCGCAGCCAUCUUGACAUCUUUGUCUUUUAACUUCCGGUGUAGUGUCGGUGUACAAGUGUUGUGGAUUAUAAGGUUGCCGAGUUGACAAAAGUCAUCAUGAGUAGUUUAAUGUGUUCUGUCAGUGGAUGCCAUAACAACUGGAAGAAGAGAAGGGAGAUUUUGCAGCAGGAGUGCUAUAUUCAUAAGUCCAGGAGAUCCGAGUGUUGUGGAGCGCCGUACAGUUUGCAUCCACCUCCGAAGGAAGAAGACAGUUUGCGGUUGUGGCUCAAAGCGCUCAACUUAAAAAAACCACCAAAGCGUCCGUAUGUGUGCUCCUUCCACUUCGUAGACGGGAGACCAACGGAGAAACAUCCCUUCCCGGAGAAAUGGUUGGGUUAUGAUGUUCCAGUAAAGACACCGCGUCGAGCACUUAAGAGGCUGCCUUCAGAUGAGUUGCCAUCAACCAGUUAUGCCGUGAAGCUCGAAGAAGACAUUCCAUGCUCUAAAAAGGAUGCCCAAACUCAGUGGGAGGAUCCAUCUCUUAAAGAUCAUGACUAUGCAGGAGAAUUCCAGGUCAAGCCCCUAACAUCUGACAAGGGCAUCCAGUGUGCCACCCCAAUGUACAAGACCCUGUUGAGGAGUGACAACCUUUGUCAGCUCCAUACUGGCUUGUCACUGGAUGUUUUCUACCGUGUGGCUGAGCUCCUAGUCCCAUUGUGCAACAACAACUUCCAGCAAGACCCCAGAGACCAGCUCCUAAUGGUGCUUAUGAAGCUGAGACUUAAUCUCCUGCAGGAGUACCUGGCAGAAAAGUUUCAGGUGUCUCAAACGACAGUUUCAAGAACUCUCAGUUAUUGGAUUGAUCUAAUGGAGGAAAACAUGAAAGACUACAUCCCUUGGCUGCCCAAUGAAACCAUAAAAGCUAGAAUGCCAGAAUGUUUCAAAGAACAUUACCCCAACACAACAUGUAUAAUUGACUGCUCUGAGACACCAUUGCAAAAGGCCAAAAACCCUGCCUCCAGAGGGGAAUCAUACAGUCAUCAUUAUGGGCAGAAUACAAUCAAAUAUUUACUGGCAAUUGCACCUUGCGGAUUAGUCAUGUUCAUCUCGCCGGCCUAUGGUGGUGGGUGUAGUGACACAUUUAUUACACAGAAGUCAGGUUUCUUGGACUACCUCCAUGAUGGCGAUGAAGUCAUGGCAGACCGCGGAUUCACAAUUCAGGAUCUUCUGAAUGCAAGAAAUGUGAAGCUCACAAGACCAUCCUUCACCAAAAAAGGCUCUCAGCUGUCGGAUGAAGACACAACCAGCACAAGGCGCAUUGCCAAUGUCAGUUUCCAUAUUGAACGGGUAAUUUGUCGAUUGAAGCAUUUCAAAAUCCUCUCCCAGACGGUACCAAUCAACCUCACCCCUAAAAUGGACAAAAUAUUGAGAAUAUGUGCUGCCCUCUGCAACCUCCGCCAUGACAUUUUUGAUGAGUCUGAAAUUGCUGUUUGCAACAAGUGAACGUUGUUCAGUAGUUCUUUUGUAAACAGUUCUCAAUUCACACUGUGAUGACUUGCUGCAAUUACUGUGCAUAUUAUAAAUAAACCAGCAUGAUUUACUUUAAAUUCAACAGAUAUACAAACAAGUCAUUCAUUUAUCUGCACAGAAAUGGCAGCAAGUCACUGUUAAAGGGAUAGUUCACCCAAAAAUGAAAAUUCUCUCAUCAUUUACUCAUGACAUCCCAGAUGUGUAUGACUUUCUUCUGCUGAACACAAAUGAAGAUUUUUAGAAGAAUAUCUCAGCUCUGUAGGUCCAUACAAUGCAAGUGCAUGGUGAUCAGAACUUUGAAGCUCCAAAAAUCACAUAAAGGCAGCAUAAAAGUAAUCCAUAUGACUCCAGUGGUUUAAUCCAUGACCAGCGAUCCAGGUGGUUUUGCAUGAGAACAGACCAAAAUGUAACUCCUUUUUCACUGUACAUCUUGCCAUAGCAGUCUCUAGGCACGAUCAGGUUUUCAAGCUUGAUUACACUUCCUAGUGCUUGACGCACAUGCAGAGUGCUAGAUGGCGCUAUAGGAAGUGUAAUCGAGCUUGAAAUCAAGAUAGCCAAGGAGGCUGCUGUCAAGAUGUACUGUGAAAAAGAAGUUAUAUUUUGGUCGGUUCUCACGCAAAACCAACUGGAUGGCUUCAGAAGACAUGAAUUAAACCACUGGAGUCAUAUGGAUUACAUUUAUGUUGCCUUUAUGUGAUUUUUGGAGCUCCAUUCACUUGCAUUGUAUGGUCUUACAGAGCUGAGAUAUUCUUCUGAAAAUCUUUAUUUGUGUUCAGCAGAAGAAAGAAAGUCAUACACAUCUUGGAUGGCAUGAGGGUGAGUAAAUGAUGAGAGAAUUUUCAUUUUUGGGUGAACUAUCGCUUUAAGAAAUGUUACAAAAUAACAUAAUUAAAUGGACAAAAUAUGUGAAGUACUAUGCAACCGCCACCAUGACAUAAGAUGUCAUUAAUUAGUCUUGACAUGUACAAUUGGUAAAUAAAUGAUAAAUGUAAUUAAAUUUUGUUGCAUGUAACAUUACAAUAAAUUCAACAGAUAGA
Molecule: messenger RNA, 2966 nt
Organism: Myxocyprinus asiaticus (Chinese sucker)
Lineage: Eukaryota; Metazoa; Chordata; Actinopteri; Cypriniformes; Catostomidae
Exons: 2
Coding region: 517-1902 (461 amino acids)
Source: RefSeq, a predicted model, not a curated record